This is a messenger RNA of Laetiporus sulphureus 93-53, 1403 nucleotides long. Its product is annotated as branched-chain amino acid aminotransferase II. Gene Ontology annotation, biological process: L-leucine biosynthetic process; L-valine biosynthetic process. The transcript has 7 exons. Bases 52 to 1230 code for a protein of 392 amino acids. Lineage: Eukaryota; Fungi; Basidiomycota; Agaricomycetes; Polyporales; Laetiporaceae. Gene Ontology annotation, cellular component: mitochondrion. The record is from RefSeq and is a predicted model, not a curated record. Gene Ontology annotation, molecular function: branched-chain-amino-acid:2-oxoglutarate transaminase activity.
CAUCACUCUCUUCUGCUCUCUGCUUGAACGACAUUUUCGUGCACAACGACCAUGGCUAUCGACACAGCACAGCCGAACGACCCCAAGGUGGCGCGCAGUCCCGCCGAGCUCGAUGCUUCAAGACUGAAGGUCACCUUGACACAGUCGCCAAAAGUCAUGCCCUCUCCGGAGAAGCUCAAGUUCGGCCAGAUAAUGGCUGACCAUAUGCUCGUCGCUACAUACGACCCAGUCAACGGCUGGUCCGACCCUGAGAUCAAGCCGUACGGCCCUCUGUCUCUCGACCCCGCCAGCUCGUGCUUCCACUACAGUACAAAUGUUUUCGAAGGCAUGAAGGCGUACGUUGGUCCCGAUGGCAAGCCGAGACUGUUCAGGCCUGAGAUGAACAUGGCGCGGAUGAGGCGCUCCGCAGACCGUGUCGCUCUUCCUCGUUUCGACACAAAGGCAUUGCUCACCAUGAUCAAGCGAUUGAUUGCAAUCGACGCUCGUUGGAUCCCCAACCAGGCGGGCCACAGCCUAUACAUCCGCCCGACAAUCAUCGGCACAAGGCCAUCCUUGGGGGUUACCGCAUCUGACCAUGCCGUGCUGUACGUGAUCUGCUCGCCGACGGGCCCGUACUUCCGAACGGGUGCGAAGCAGCUGUCGCUGCUCGCAGUUGGAGACACCGUGCGAGCGUGGCCAGGCGGCACUGGCGGGUACAAGCUCGCGUUGAACUAUGCGCCGACGUUGAAGCCGGCACAGCUUGCGGAGCAGCAGGGCUAUAACCAGGUGCUGUGGCUUCUCGGAGACACGGUCACCGAGGCGGGCGCAAUGAACUUCUUCGUCGUAUUGAAGCGGGAAGAUGGCCACCUGGACGUGAUCACGCCGCCUCUGAACGGGACCAUUCUACCCGGUAUCACGCGCGACUCGUGCCUCGCGCUUGCGGCGGCACACCCGGCGCGCACCACGUUGCCUGGGCUACCCACUAGCGUGCGGCUGUUCGUAGACGAGCGCACGAUCACGAUGGGCGACCUCGCGGCGUGGCAUGCAGAGGGUCGCCUGCUCGAGGCGUUCACAGUCGGCACGGCGGUUGUCGUAACGAGCGUGGGCCGGAUCGGACACCAGGGUAAGGACAUCGUCUUGUCGGAGCACGUGGGCGGGCGAGGACCUGUCGCGCGCGCACUAUACGAGCGGCUCGUGGAUAUUCAGGAGGGCAAGGUCGAUUGGGAAGGGUGGUCCGUAGACUGCGAGUGAUUCUCGAGUUUGGGCUGGAUGUGGAACGUGCGGGUUGUGUCAAAAAUGCUGGACGAUAGUUGAACCAUCGCCGACGGUGUAUCUUAUGGCCAUUGAUGCGCUUGUGCGAGAUAGUAAUAAUUGGGUAAUCGUCGUCGUCGUAAAACGUUCAUGCCAUUCAUGGACCAAGGCAG